AUGAAUCUUCUCCUUGUUGUGUUGUACGCCUCGCGGCUCCUUGUUGCAGCGGCGGCCGAGGCUCCUCCAGCGCUGACGCCUGAAGCGAUCGAGGCAGAUAUUGAAUGGACCGGCCUGAUAAAUGUGCUGGAAAACUUGAGCACAAUCGCCAACGAUCACGGGGGGAAUCGGGCUUUCGGCACGUCCGGCUACCUCGCCUCCUUCAACUAUGUUCUCCAGCGUGUGCAGGAUGGCAUCAGCAAGUACUUUGACACGACGGUCCAGGAGUUUACGCAUACGUACUACCAGUUGAAAAACAUAUCACUCACCGGCCCGACUGGUGACAACACCCCGGUCAUCUCGCCGACGCACAACAUGGCCACGCCGCCCGAAGGAUUAACGGCGCUGCUUAUGAAUAUUCCAGUGGACGAUGAACGCGGCUCGGGAUGUUUUGGAGACCAGUGGAAUGGCACCGAUGCCAGUGGGAAGUUUGUGUUGAUCAAGCAUGGCAAAUGCUACAUUGAUGAGAAGGUGCAGCUUGCCAAGAAUAAUGGUGCCCUUGGUGUUAUCGUAUAUAGCGACAAGGCUGGACAGAUGGUCGGUGAUUAUCUCGAUCGUGACACUGUCGUCAAGCCACUCCCUGUCGGUGUUGUCGGGCUUGAUACCGGGUUGAGAUGGAGCCAGCAGGUAACGGAUGGACAGCAGCUGAACGUAAGCCUGUUUGUCGACACACUCUACGAGCCGAGGAAAUCCUGGAACAUCAUCUCGGAGACCAAAUCGGGCGACUCGAACAAUGUUGUUUUUCUCGGCGCCCACUUGGACAGCGUUCCAGCGGGGCCCGGCAUCAACGACAAUGGUAGCGGUGUUGCGGCCCUUUUAGAAAUGGCCAAGCACUUUUGCAAGUAUACGGGCUUCAAGAACAAGGUUCGAUUCGCCUGGUGGGGAGCGGAAGAGCCUGCGAUCGUCGGUUCUCGUCAUUACGCAUCGAAGCUGAACGAAACCGAGGCGGACCAGAUUCGGCUGUACAUCAAUUUGGAUAUGAUCGGCAGCCCUAGGCCAAACUAUACAGUCGAGGCAAACAACGACGCGGAUAUGGCAGGGGCCGCUCCCCUGGUCGAGCAUCUUCUGAAAAAUGGUUUCCCGGCCAAGAUCGUGAAAUAUGAUGCAAAUUCUUCCGACUAUUCCGGCUUUGUCAAGCUAGGCAUCCCAGCUGCUGGCAUUUACACCGGCGGCCUGCUACCGGUAGACAACCCGCCUGACGCCUGCUACCACAAGGCCUGCGACAACAUCACCAACGUCAACCAGGAGGCCAUCUUGGCCAAUACUAAGGCGGCCGCGUAUGUCACCGCCAAGUUUGCCCUUAGCCUCGAUGGCGUUCCUGCUAGAAACAAGACAAACUCGACAAGCCCGUGA
Messenger RNA from Drechmeria coniospora, 1392 nucleotides. RefSeq lists its product as uncharacterized. NCBI's taxonomy places the organism in Eukaryota, Fungi, Ascomycota, Sordariomycetes, Hypocreales, Ophiocordycipitaceae. Bases 1 to 1392 code for a protein of 463 amino acids. The transcript is spliced from 4 exons. Gene Ontology annotation, biological process: proteolysis. The record is from RefSeq and is a predicted model, not a curated record. Gene Ontology annotation, molecular function: metalloexopeptidase activity.